AUGGAGAUCGCAAACCAGCAUGCCGCACUACUCUGCAGCCCAGGGAUGGGCCAUCUCAUCCCUGUUCUUGAGCUCGGGAAACGACUCGUCACCCACCAAAACUUCACUGUCACAAUCUUCUUCGUGCCAUCGCAAACUUCCGCUGCCGAAUCUGAACUCCUCGACGCAUCUGCCUUUCCACGCGGUCUAGACAUUAUCGAGCUCCCAUCACGAGAUGUUUCUUGCCUUCUCCACCCUGACGCUGCCGUCGUUACGCGCCUGGCAGAAAUGAUGCGACAAGUACGACCUGCGUUUCGUGCCGCCUUGCAUGACAUGAUUAACUUCCGUCAUCGUCGUCCCACAGUGCUCAUCGUCGACCUGUUCGGCACCGAAUCUCUGCCCAUUGCCGAGGAGUUUGGGAUUCCGAAGUAUGUUUACAUUGCUUCCAAUGCAUGGUUCCUUUCUGUAAUGAUAUAUUCUCCAACUCUAGAUGAGCAAGUCAGGGGUGAAUUCGUUAACCUCAAAGAUCCACUAGCAAUUCCGGGAUGCAGACAAUUAUCACCGGAACUUGAUAUCGUGGACGCUUUGCUGGACCGGAGCAAUCAGCAGUACGACGAGCACAUGCUGAUGGGAAGAGGAAUCCCAAAGGGUGAUGGGAUUCUGAUAAACAUAUGGAAGGAAUUGGAGACAAAGACCCUAGCAGCACUUAGAGAUGAGAAAUUCUUGGGCCGAUUAUCAAACGGACCGGUUUUUCCUAUUGGGCCUUUGCUGAGGCCUAAGUCUUCCGGCUCGAGGGGUGAUGUGUUGGGCUGGCUAGAUGAGCAGCCCAAUGAAUCUGUGAUUUACGUGUCAUUUGGAAGCGGCGGGGCCUUGUCGUAUGAGCAAAUGGUCGAGCUAGCUUGGGGACUUGAGAUGAGUCAACAGAGGUUCGUUUGGGUCAUACGGUCGCCGAUUGUAACAUCUGCCGAUGAAGCAUUUUUCACGGCAGGGAGUCACGGUGGCGAUGCCAGCAAUCCAAUUAGGUACCUUCCCAAGGGUUUUUUGGGCCGGACCACGAACACUGGGCUUGUCAUCCCUUUGUGGGCUUCACAAGUGGAUAUCUUGGCCCAUCCUUCAGUCGGAGGGUUUUUGACACACUGUGGGUGGAACUCGGUACUUGAAAGCAUCACCAACGGAGUACCAAUGAUCGCUUGGCCGCUCUACGCUGAGCAAAGGUUGAAUACGACGCUGCUGACGGAGGAGCUAGGCGUGGCGGUUCGGUCAAAGAUACCUCCGUGGAAGAACGUGGUGGAGAGAGAAGAGAUAGAGGAAAUGGUGAGGAAAAUUAUGGAGGACAAAGAAGGUUUUGCAUUGAGAGAUAGAGCCAAGAAUCUCAAAUUCAGUGGUGCAAAAGCUUUGGAACAGGGUGGUUCCUCUUAUAAUGCUCUUUCUCAGUUCACUAAACAUGCUGAAAUGUUCUUGCAAUUUGCAGAUGGUGUUGUUCCUCCUUCCCAAGUUCCAUGA
Molecule: messenger RNA, 1482 nt
Organism: Fragaria vesca subsp. vesca
Lineage: Eukaryota; Viridiplantae; Streptophyta; Magnoliopsida; Rosales; Rosaceae
Product: anthocyanidin 3-O-glucosyltransferase 5-like
Exons: 1
Coding region: 1-1482 (493 amino acids)
Molecular function (GO): UDP-glycosyltransferase activity
Source: RefSeq, a predicted model, not a curated record